Messenger RNA from Haliotis rubra (blacklip abalone), 1678 nucleotides. RefSeq names its product annexin B9-like. Gene Ontology annotation, cellular component: cytoplasm. NCBI's taxonomy places the organism in Eukaryota, Metazoa, Mollusca, Gastropoda, Lepetellida, Haliotidae. Gene Ontology annotation, molecular function: calcium-dependent phospholipid binding; calcium ion binding. The transcript is spliced from 8 exons. The coding region runs from base 1 to 906 and encodes 301 amino acids. The record is from RefSeq and is a predicted model, not a curated record.
AUGACGGGGUUAGAAUGUGUCUGUCUGUCUCACACAGGCACGGAUGAGGAUCAGAUCCUGGUGACCGUCUCCAAUCUGUCCAAUGAGCAGAGGCAGGAAGUAGCCACCGCAUUCAAGCAGGCGUACGGAAAGGAUCUAAUCGACAACCUGAAGUCGGAACUCGGCGGAGACUUUGAGGAGGUGGUUGUAGCUGCCAUGACGCACCCGCGCGUGUACGACGCUCGUGAGAUACACAACGCCAUUGCAGGUGCAGGGACGGACGAAACAGCGAUCGUAGAAAUCAUGUGUACAAGAGACAAUGACGAAAUAAACGAAAUAAAAGAGAUUUACAAAAAAGAGUUCGGGAAUGAUCUGGAGAGCGACCUGAGCGGCGACACCAGCGGCUACUUCCAGAGGAUGUUUGUGUCACUGUGUGCUGGGGGCAGGGAGGAGGACGACGACGUCGACGAAGAUAAGGCGGAGGAAGAUGCUCAAAAGUUGCAUAAUGCAGGCGAGGGCUGCUGGGGGACUGAGGAGGCCGAGUUUAACGCUGUGUUGUGUCUGAGGAGCCCCGCCCAGAUCCGGGCAACUAUUGAGAAGUAUGAGGAUCUUCACGGCUCCAGCAUGGAGGACGCUAUCAGGAGCGAGUGUGGAGGGGACCUACAGAACGGAUUCCUGUCUAUAGUCGAAGCUGCGAAGAACACACCCGCCUACUUCGCUCGUAGAGCACACGACGCAAUGUCCGGACUUGGAACAAGCGACACUGACCUGAUCCGAGUGAUCGUCUCUAGAAGUGAGGUAGACCUGGAGGAGGUGAAGGAGGCCUACCAGGACAUGUACGAGACGUCCCUGUCCGAGGCCGUGGCCAGCGAGUGUGGAGGAGACUACAAGAAGAUGCUGGUGAACCUCAUUGACCCCCAGUAUUGACCUGCUCCUCCGUCCUGCUGCUGUGUGUCUUCUUCUCAAGACUGACUGUUUCAUAGGCUUUGGAUAGCAUCCACAUCUCUAAACCCACUUUGACUGAUUGGCGUACCGUUUAACAGGUGAUCAACCCGAAUUUCCCCUGGACUUCAAUUCCUGAAAACUAAUUCUGGUCCUGAUACAUCAGACAUUAAUCUGGUUUCAGGGUCAUCCCUUCGGGCCUCGCUGCAGAAGGAUCUGGAAGAAAACGGUAAACUGACACAGUCAACCACACUCUGAUCCACGUUAAACUGAUCUACCUGACGUUGACUAUUGUCUGUUUGCAGCACCCCAAAUGUUCUGUCUCGAUGUUCACUCAGAAACUAACGUACUGUUUCACUUGCUUCAUUCGCAGCGGUUAAUGGGGUUUAAAACCACGUGUCCUUAAUUUGAACAGCAGCUGGCUGUGUUCGGGUGACACAAUUUUGUUAUCUUGAACAUUUGAAUUCUUCACCUGCUUCGCAUCAUAGGUACAUCGACCAUGACCGAUUGGUCAGAAAACAUCAGCAAAGUAAUGACGUCAGCGUUCAGGUCGAACACGCGUGGCAACCUCUCUGGAGGUUAUGGUCCUUCACGUCAAAGUCAUGUUAAAGUCAGAGUGGCUGCCACAUCGUCGUGGUCCAACAGAAAUGGCAUAAAAUCGCCCGGGUAUAGAAUUUAGAAUUUGAGGUCACGGUGAAGGGUCCAUUGGUCGGACGAAAGUUCACGACUGAUGGUCCAGCUCGUGUUUGGUGCCGAA